AUGUCCAACGAAGCUGAAUUGGGUACUGCCCCUCAUGAAGUCCCUGCUGGUUCACCACGAGACCAGGCAGGAAUCGCCAUUCCUUCAGAAGGAGGCCACACCAUUGAGAUCCCUGCCACUCGCAGCUCCAUCAGUGAUGUACACAUGCAGCGUCUCAGUCUGUCUCCUUCUAUGAGGGACCGUCGUGGUUCACGUAAUUCCUUCGGUGUCUCCCUCCCUAUUCCCAGAUCACCCCGCAAAUCACGAUUGUCCGUCGUUGAGAAGCCCAUCGAUGGCGUUCGGGAUAUCUUGGCUGAGGAGGUCCAGGCCAUGUCCCCUGAGAAAGUUGCUGCCGUGAAGAACAUGUGCUUCACCUUUGACAUUGACGGUGUGCUGGCACACGGAAACAAGGCCAUUGAGGAGGCAAAGACCGUUCUACGAAUCCUGAAUGGUGACAAUGAGCUCGGCAUUCAGUUCCCCUAUAUUCUUCUCACCAACGGUGGUGGUAAAACUGAGGAGGCUCGUUGUGCACAGCUAUCCGAGGUCUUGGGCUUCCCCAUCUCCACUGAUCAGUUCAUUCAAUCACACACACCUAUGCAGGCUCUAUCAGAGUACUACGAGAACGUGUUGGUUUGUGGUGGAGAGGGCUUCAACAUUCGCGACGUUGCAGAGAAUUAUGGCUUCAAGAAUGUCAUUCACCCUAAGGAUAUUCUGGCUUGGGAUCCUACAAUCUCACCGUGCCGCAAGUUCACCGAGGAAGACCUCAAGCUCGCCAAGCCCCGCGAUUUCUCCAACUUCAAGUUCGAUGCUAUUUUGUGUUUCGCCGAGUCACACGACCAGUCGACUGAAUACCAGAUCAUCCUUGACCUACUCCUCAGUGCCAACGGCCGGUUGAUGAACUGGGCCAAAGACCCUGCUGCCAAGAAUGCCAUCGCAAGCCACAUCCCUAUCUACUUCUCACAGGGUGAUCUCCUCUGCCCUACUGAGCACAAGGGACCCCCGCGUCUCCACCUCGGUGCUUUCCGUGUUGCCCUAGAGGCGCAGUACAAGGCACUUACCGGUCUAGAUCUCGAGCGUAUAGUCUACGGUAAGCCCGAGCGUGCCACCUACAUCUGCGCCGAUGAAGUGAUCCGAUCCUGGAUGGAGGAAAUCCACGGCGAGAAGAAGCUGCCAGAAAAUAUUUACAUGAUCGGCGAUAACCCCCAGUCCGACAUCAUUGGAGGAAAUCUCUACGGCUGGAACACUUGCCUUGUCCGCACCGGUGUCUUCCAAGGCAAGGGCAACGACGUUAACAAUCCCGCCAACUUUGGUGUGUUCGAUCACGUCCUCGACGCCGUCACCGCUGCCGUGCGCAAGGAGCUAGGAGAUGACUUCAAGUUCAAGUGGGACCCCCAAAACACUCCUUCCCACGGAGACGUCUCGUCAGCCAUUGAGUAA
Messenger RNA from Penicillium taxi, 1416 nucleotides. RefSeq lists its product as uncharacterized. The record is from RefSeq and is a predicted model, not a curated record. Gene Ontology annotation, biological process: glycerophospholipid biosynthetic process. Bases 1 to 1416 code for a protein of 471 amino acids. Gene Ontology annotation, cellular component: mitochondrion. Lineage: Eukaryota; Fungi; Ascomycota; Eurotiomycetes; Eurotiales; Aspergillaceae. The transcript has a single exon.